AUGUCCAAGCUUGCUGUGGCCAAGGAGGCCGUCAAGGAGGCCGUCAUCGGCACACAAGAACCUGAACAGCUUGCUGCUCACACCAAGGCGCGCUUCACCAAGCAUGCUAUCAAGGACCCUGAGACAGGCGAACUGUACCUCGGACCCGACGAGUUUAUCAACGCUGUUGCGCCUGAGGGUGAGGAUUACCACAAGAUCUCUCGUGAUCAAUAUUCCAUUCUAUUCAGCGUCGCGGAUGUCAAUGGCAAGGGCAAAGUGACUCUUGCUGACUGGGGUAUUUUCGAGCACCUCCUGAACAAGCCGGAUGCCGAGUAUCAGAUCGCUUUCCGCCUCUUUGACGUUGAGCGCACCGGCUCUGUCAAGUAUGACGAUUUCCGCACGUUGUACGAGCUCAACAAGGGCCCCGACAACCUAACCUUCGACUGGGACUCCGACUGGGCCAAGAUCUACAUUGGUAACAAGAAGCACCGUCACCCUCUCGACUAUCCUCAGUUCUGCCAAAUGUUGCGCGGUCUCCAAGGCGAGCGCAUUCGGCAGGCCUUCCACCAGCUUGACAAGGACGGCGAUGGUUUCAUCAGUGGUGAGGAGUUUGAGCGCAUCAUUGUCGAGACUGCCCGCCACAAGCUGUCUGAGCAUAUUCUUGACAAUCUGCACACUCUCGUCAACCUCUCCAUUGGCUCCAAGAUUUCAUACGCCAAUGUGCGCGCUUUCCAGAACGUCAUCGGCGGGAUGGAUCUUGUUGAGCUCAUCUUGCGCCGUGCCAUUGACCAGAGCAAGGACGGCAAGAUCACUCGUCCUGAGUUCCUGAACGAGGCUGCCAAGCUCACGCGCUUCUCUCUUUUCACGCCUAUGGAAGCUGACAUCCUUUUCCACUUUGCUGGUCUCGACGAGCCCUCUGGCCGCCUGGGACUCUCCGAUUUCGCAAAGGUCCUGGAUCCUUCGUGGCGGAACCCCAUCUACGACGCCGUCGAGGCUACAAAGGCCAAGGUUGCUGGUGGUGGUAUUCUGAUGGGUGUUCUGACCUCGGGUUACAACUUUGCUUUGGGUAGUGUUGCCGGUGCCUUUGGUGCCUUCAUGGUGUACCCCAUUGAUUUGGUGAAGACGCGACUGCAGAAUCAGCGAGGCGCCCAGCCCGGUCAGCGCCUCUACAAGAACUCGAUUGAUUGUUUCCAAAAGGUCAUCCGUAAUGAGGGAUUUCGUGGUCUCUACUCGGGCGUGCUACCCCAGCUAGUUGGUGUUGCUCCAGAGAAGGCCAUCAAGCUGACCGUGAACGAUCUUGCCCGAAAGUACUUCACUGAUAAGAACGGCAACAUCACACUCUUGUCCGAGAUGAUUUCUGGCGGUUCUGCUGGUGCCUGCCAAGUUGUCUUUACCAACCCUCUCGAGAUCGUCAAGAUUCGACUCCAAGUUCAGGGCGAAGUCGCCAAGACCGUCGAAGGAACACCGAAGCGAUCGGCCAUGUGGAUCGUGCGCAACCUGGGUCUGGUUGGAUUGUACAAGGGUGCUUCGGCGUGUCUGCUCCGUGACGUUCCCUUCUCGGCCAUCUACUUCCCUACCUACAGCCAUCUCAAGAAGGACUUCUUUGGCGAGUCUCCGACCCACAAGCUGGGUGUUGUGCAGCUGUUGACUGCUGGUGCGAUUGCCGGUAUGCCCGCCGCCUACUUGACGACACCCUGUGAUGUGAUCAAGACCCGACUUCAGGUCGAAGCCCGCAAGGGCGAGGCCACAUAUAACGGUCUGCGACACGCCGCGAAGACAAUCUGGAAGGAGGAGGGCUUCACUGCCUUCUUCAAGGGUGGCCCCGCGCGUAUCUUCCGAUCCUCUCCUCAGUUCGGCUUCACCCUUGCUGCGUAUGAAGUUCUUCAGACUCUUCUACCCAUGCCUGGUACUCAGAAGGACAAGAUUCCUACAGGAGUGUCAGAUGCUGUAUCGACGGUCAAGGGCAGCCUGGACACUAGUCCAUAUGGUCGCAGCCGCAACGCCCUUAAAGUGAUCCUUGAUCUUGACGAGGACUUUGGCAAGGUGAAGCUUCCCAACGAGAAGGGCUGGCGAUCGCUGCCCAAGAUCAUGGGCGGUGGUGGUCAGUAG
Fusarium subglutinans is the source of this 2088-nucleotide messenger RNA. RefSeq names its product mitochondrial carrier ARALAR1. The record is from RefSeq and is a predicted model, not a curated record. Gene Ontology annotation, molecular function: L-aspartate transmembrane transporter activity; L-glutamate transmembrane transporter activity; calcium ion binding. The coding region runs from base 1 to 2088 and encodes 695 amino acids. NCBI's taxonomy places the organism in Eukaryota, Fungi, Ascomycota, Sordariomycetes, Hypocreales, Nectriaceae. The transcript has 3 exons. Gene Ontology annotation, biological process: malate-aspartate shuttle; aspartate transmembrane transport; L-glutamate transmembrane transport.